This is a messenger RNA of Benincasa hispida (wax gourd), 5484 nucleotides long. Lineage: Eukaryota; Viridiplantae; Streptophyta; Magnoliopsida; Cucurbitales; Cucurbitaceae. The record is from RefSeq and is a predicted model, not a curated record.
UCCUGAAAAGAGAACCUUUCUCAUCCCCAUCCUGCUUCUAAUCAAGGCGCAACAAAUGUCAUCGUGGUCAGUCGAGAAGGUUGUAGUUCACCCUCUGGUUUUACUCAGCAUCGUCGAUAACUACAACCGAGUCGCUAAGGAAUCCCGCAGACGAGUUGUAGGAGUUUUACUCGGUGGCUCUUUCAAGGGCACCGUCGAUGUUAGCAAUAGCUAAGCAGGCCCCUUGCUUACAGAAGCCUUAAUACUCUUGACAAGCUUCAACAUUUUUCUCUUAGUCCUUCAGUCUGCUGCCUUUGCCUUAAAAAUGAGGAGUCCCUUGACCGUUUGUUUCUGCAUUGUGACUUUGCCAAGAAGGGUUGGAAUUUAUUGUUUGGAAUUUUUGGCUUGGAGUGUUGCCUCCCAAGCAAGAUAGAUGAUUGGUUGAUUGAUGAGCUAGAUAGUAAAGCUUUUGGUCCGUGCAUUUGGAACGAGAGGAAUAGUAUAAUUUGAAGAUAAGUUCGGUUCUUUUGAUUCAUUUAGAACUGUUGUUCAACAUACAGCUUCUUGGUGGUGUACAAACUACACCAAACACUUUUGUAGUUAUAACCUUUCGAUGAUUUUUAACAACUAGAAGGCUCUUAUUCACUAACACCUUUGGGGGGUCUUCUCAACCCCCACCCUUAGGUUGUUUUCCUUUGUUAUUUUUUGAAUACAAGUCUCCGUUUCUUAUAAAAAAAUCAAUUUUAUGCCUUAUUAACUCCUUACAUUGUGGGCUUAGAGGUUCACAACUCAUUGGAAUUCACAACUCUAUUCCUUGCCCCCAAACACCCCUAAAUGUUUACUUAAUUUAGUUUCAGACGUGUGCUGCUUUGAUAUUUUUGGUUUGAAAUUGAUCAUUGUUUUGGUUUAUGAUGGUUAGCUUUUAUUCAAUGUACAAUUGGACAUAAGUUUGGAUUCGGUUGAAAGUACUGGCAUGUUCUGCUGUGUUUUUUGGCUCUGGCAUGUUCUGCUGUGUUUUUUGACUGUGGAGCUAUAUCUCUCUGAUGAUUCUUAUGAACCUAACUAUGUAAUUUUGGCUGCAUAAUAAUGAUACAGGCAAUGUCUUCUCUUUUGGUUUAGGAAGAUCAUAGGGCUCAAGACCUUGCCUUCUUCGUGUCUGAGAAGGACUUGAAUAAUGCGGCAAGAAUAUUAUAGUAAUCUUCUACCCUUGUCAAAUUACUAAAGGGUCUGCAAUAAUCAAGAAAAGGUGGUUCUGUACCUGUUGAAUGUAGUCAGAGUGAGUUCUUGUACUUGAAACCAAUAAUUCAUAUUGUUACCUUUCAAGUCAGUUGCUAUGGAAGCUUAUUAGUAAUGCUUUGCUCAAUUUGGUAUGCCUCAGUUCUAUGCUCCGCCUUUUCCAGACUAGUUGCUCAAUCUUGAGGAACAAGCAGAAUUACCAUCUCUCAGCUGCUUUAAUUAGCGAUCACCUUUUUUUCUCCAUCUGCAUCUCACCAUAUUUUUGUACAAUAGAUGGUUUCCAAACUCAUUCACGUGGCUGCAUAUGAAGCUGAAAAUCAUUUUGAGCUCUCUUUGAGACAAGCUUUCGAGCUUCUUGAACCAAAAUUAAGACCUCCAUUUUGUUUGAAGAUCCCAAAUCCACAAGAAUACAAGGAGCUGAAUUGGGCUAUUCUUUAUGGGAUUUUAUGUGAACCACAUUUGGCUAAACCUCAUAUUAAGCAUUUGCAUGCAAUUGUCACAGAUGGUUAUGGUCUGAUUUGUUAUCUGCUUCGAAAGGUUGUUAAUGAACUGUAUCUUAAACUCGUUGAUUCCGCAAAAUGUCAAAUAUUUAUGGUGACUAAGGAAAUGAUAAAUGUAUGUGCUGUAGGGGUUGAUGCUGUUUUGAUAUCCCUGUUGAGGCAAAUUGUUGGUGGGGAUUUUGGUGAAGGGAAUUUAUGGUUGUGUUUUGAAUUGGUGAGUCUACUUUUGAACAGUUGGAGUUAUUUGUUGGAAGAAUUACCAGAGGUUAUACCAAGUGCAUUAUAUACGUUUUUACGGUUAUUGGCAGAUCACUGCAGAUUAUCUGAUGCAAAAUUGGAGCCUUUGAAGCAAUUGGAGAUUGCGUUUUGCAUUAAAGUAAUAAGGGAGCAAUUUCACUUUUGUUUGAAGAUUGGGAGAGAUUUUAUUAGACUCUUACAAGACCUAGUUUAUGUAUCUGAAUUUAGAGCUGUAUGGAAAGACUUAUUAUUAAACCCAAGCAACUUUAGGAGUCCUGGGUUUUUUGAUAUUUCAAACUUUUACUACACAAGAACUUCAAGUCGAUAUUUCUUACUUCGUAUUUCUCCAGAAAUGGAGGCCCAACUGCGAUUUUUAAUGACCAAUGUGAAACUGGGCUCUCAAAACCGCUACCAGAUGUGGUUUGCCAAGAAGUUUCUACAUGGGUCUGAGAGUGAAAUGAUCAUUUCUGACAUUGUUCGAUUUAUAUGUUGUGCACACCAUCCUCCAAAUGAAGUCAUUCAGUCUGAUAUUAUUCCAAGAUGGGCUGUUAUAGGAUGGCUUUUGACAUGUUGCAGGAAGAAUUAUAUUAAAGCCAAUGUAAAACUUGCUCUAUUUUAUGAUUGGCUUUUCUUUGAUGAUCAAACUGACAAAAUUAUGAACAUUGAGCCUGCAAUGUUGUUAAUGGUAUUUUCCAUACCUAGAUAUAAUGAUAUGGUUCACACUCUUCUUGAAUUUUUAUUCCUUCUUGUGGACAACUAUGAUGUGGAAAGGAAGGAUAAAAUAGCAUUGGGCGUCUCUUCAGCUUUUAGUGCACUUAUCAAAAAAGGAGUAAUUUCCUCAUUGGACACUUUGAUUUCUUUUGACGGCCUUUCUCCAUUACUACGAGACAGGCUUAGGGUACUUUCAUCAGGUAAGAAGUUUCAGGUUCCAAAUGAAUUGCAAUUAUUUAUACCCAAUCACUCUGUGAAUCCUCUGCCUUCUUCGAGUAAAUCCUGUGCAGGCUUUAUAUAUUCAGAAAGCCAUCCUAGCUGCAUUGUAGGCAAUGUAAAUGCUACACCUGUUGGUUCUUCUGUUCCUAUUGUGGUAGAUGUAUCUGCCCCUCAUCAUUCAGUUGUGACGGAUGUUCAGCAAUGUGACAAUAUAGAAAUUUUGGUGAAAAAUCUUGGUGCAGUUACUAGAAAAUCCUAUAAAAUGGGCCUCAAAACUCUGGAAGAACUUCUAGUUUUAUUUCUCUCGCUUAAUGACAAUGGACAAGCUGGCAGAACAAUAAACACUGAAAUUCUGUCUUCCAGAAUAGUAAAUACCUACGACUUGUGUGGGUAUAAACUAUUUUGUGCUCUUGAAUUACCUCCAAAUGGUUCCAGUUAUAAUGAUGAAAUAGAAUCUGCCACUGCCUUAAUAAUCCGUACGUUCAUCUUUUAUCAUGAGAAAAAUAUACAAGAAUUGCUUCUGUUUUGUUCUAGGAAUGGUUUGCCUGUGGGAGCGCGAUUGUUAUCUUAUGUAUCUCGUCUGGCUUAUGAAGCGAACAAAGCAGGUUUAACAGGUAACGUUGAGUUUGAGAACAUCGAUAGUGCGGAAAUUGAUUCGAAGCCGCAGUUAUUGUUGUUCCAUCUGAAUGGGUACUAUUGUUUCAGGAAUGGUAUGGGAGGAAACCCCCAAGAUACAGUUGUCUCUUUUUCUGAAAUAGACAAGGAGGUGAUUGCUAAGUUGGUAACAAAUGCCUUUUCUGCUUAUAAAUGUUUCCUUGUUUAUUCAAAAGAUAUUUUGCACAAAGAUGCAGAUGUAUCUUUAACCAAGCUCUUUUAUCUUGAUUUGAUGUCCUGUGUGGAAUGGAAUGCGAGGAGAGUGAAAUUUUUAUUCCAUUGUAUUUUUUAUCUUCUCUCAGAUCUAUGCAUAUGCAAGGAGGAGAUUGUUAAAUUACUUGUUACUCUGUUGGAUGACACUGAUCUUGUUAAUAUGCAGUUCGAGAUUAUUGCAAAGAAAUUUUGUGUGUUUGGUAAGGACACUAAAUCUAUUUUUCUUUUAGUUAAGAGCUCUUUGAAUUGGGGUUGUCUUGAACAACGUAAACUCUGGGGCUUGAUAAGGUCAGAGCUUAUAGUUUCGAAGGUUCAAGUCGAGAGCUUAGUUUUGAAACUUUUCUGCUUGGGUGUAUUAGAUGCAAGCAAGCAUGCCAUUGCCAUUGAAGGUCUUCUAAACUUGUGCUGUUAUAAUGCACCAUCACCUGAGCUUGUUGAGGCAAUCAUGUUAUUACCCAAUGAUGCAUUUCAUGGUUUCUCUGCCGCGGUCUUGGCUUCCUGGGUUGUAUCGAACGAGUCAAUGCUAUUUGAUAGCCUGGUUGAUUUUGCAGAGAAACUUGGGAAGAUGAGUGAGAGUGAGGUUGUGGUAAAUCAUUCUGCAAUCUUAUGGCUGGUGAAUCAUUUUAGGGCACAAGGACUGAGUGACUCAACAAUUUACAGCAACCUGUAUGGAAAUAUUGUGGGUGGAAAAGGAAAGUAGUGAUGGAAGUGUGGGGUUUUGUAUCAAAUGUUGUAUUGUGAAAGAAAGCUAUGGUUCUUCUAGACAACAAUAUACAUCUAUGAUUGAAGUAUUUGGGAGUAAGGGUGAGAAAAACCCCUUCCUCCACUUCACCCCCUUUUAAUCAUGGAUCUUCGAUUUCCCAUCCCUACCGUUGUACUCAAAAUCAAGGGUUGAAAACUUUACCAGAUGAAGAAUGUGAUGACAGACUUAAAAAGAUGAAGGAGAAAGGCAGAAAGUUUUAAUGGAAAAACAUGCUAGGGGAUCACUUGCAAGAUCAAAUAGGGAAGCAACCCACAAGGAAAGAAGGAUUUAGAGACGAUCCUUCUCACUCAAAUCCAUCUUCAGCAGGAAACAAUGUUAGCUGUAUUCUACGGCGAAGUUAUCGGUUGACUCGAGAAAAGUGGUUCAUCGACAUCAGGAAGGACGUUUGUCCGAGUAAUUCAGAGCUGAUGAUGCUGCUUCUGUUAACGAGGUUCUUGAUGGUACAAACUGCACAUCGCCUGCACAUUUUUGGUAAAUAACAUUGUUUCGGAGUGCUUGUAUCGGUUUCGGUUUUCCUCGUGACUGAAUUGUCAAUUGUCAAUUCAGCAUUGUCAAUUCAAGGCAAUCGAGGUCGAAGUGACUGAAGAAGACAUGGAGAAGUUUCAUAAUCUGUUUAGGUUGGUGGUUUCUUACUGGAUUCACUUUGGAUAUGAAAAUGUAGAAGCAUAGUACUUAGUUGUGGAUAUUAUCAUAUGAGUUUUAGGUGCAUCCCGAACAUCACCCAUCUUUAUGCAUCCCAUUCUCAUCACAUUCAUAGAAAAAUAAUUAAAAUAUUUCAAAAAAGGAGAAGAAUUUGUCACAUGACAAAUUGUGAUUGGACAAUUUAGUGGGAUCACAAAGAUAGGUAUUGUUUGGAAUGCACUAAAGUAUUUUUCUUAUCAUAUAGCUUGAAAUGUGAAGAAAAAUUUAUAUAUAGAUGAAAUUUAUACAAAUUUGCAGCUCCAUACCUUCAGCUGGUUAGAACUUGUACUA